Molecule: messenger RNA, 1388 nt
Organism: Mugil cephalus (flathead mullet)
Lineage: Eukaryota; Metazoa; Chordata; Actinopteri; Mugiliformes; Mugilidae
Product: heat shock protein beta-11-like
Exons: 1
Coding region: 1-639 (212 amino acids)
Biological process (GO): response to heat; protein refolding
Molecular function (GO): protein folding chaperone
Source: RefSeq, a predicted model, not a curated record
AUGUUGUGUCCCAGCGUCUUCCAGCCGAGUCCCGCGGCCAUGAGGCCUUUCCUGGACCUGCACUGGCCGGUCCGGAGCCUCUGGCCCGACGCCCGGCCGCUGGUCUUCCACAUGGAGCAGGAGAUGCUCCGGCACAUGCAGGAGAUGCGCCAGAACAUGGAAUACAUGGAGAGACUUCACCAGAAGAUCUUUGAGGAGAUCGACCAGACCUGCUCCACCUCCUCCUUCAAACCCAUCGCCUUCCAGGAGCUGGGGAGGGACGGCGGCGGCUUCGGCCUCAGCCUGGACACCACGGAGUUCUGCCCGGAGGAGCUGUCCGUGAAGCAGGUGGGCAGGAAGCUGAGGGUGAGCGGGCGGACGGAGAAGAAGCAGGAGGACGGGAAGGGCUCCUUCUCCUACCGCUGCGAGGAGUUCAGGCAGGAGUUCGACCUCCCGGACGGCGUCGACCCCGAAGCCGUCAGCUGCUCGCUGGUGGGCGGUCGCCUGCAGAUCCAGGCGCCGCGAGAGAGAGCAGUGCAUGAUGGGAAGGAGAGGAUCGUCCCCAUCAGCGUCACCUCCGCCCCGGCCGUCACCUCCUCCUCCUCCUCCUCCUCCUGCGCUGGGGGAGCAGACGGGAGCAGCACGGCCGACAACAAGUGACGCAUCUCAACUUUUCACACAUCUUUGUUGUGUCGACGUCGGUGGUUUUCACCUGAACUGUUUUAUGUCGAAUAUUCAGCAGCGUUUAUUUUCUCAUUAAACCUUUUUCUUAACUACACUUAAAAAAAAACAAAAAAAACUAAUGACAGAGUGAAGCAUCUCGUCUUUUCACCGUCUCUGCACCGACAGGACGUGGAUGAAAGAUGACGUGUGAAACUAAUCCACUCAUAUGUUGUGUUUUUAGUUUGUUUAACAUUAAAGAGAAACUCGUUGGGAAAAAUUCUCCUAAAAACUGGACGUUUUCUCUCUUUUAAGUGCAAUAAAUAACUGAACGUAUUUUCUGUUGUUGUUUACUGAUGAAAACCAACUAUUCUUUGGUCUGAAAUGAAUCAAACGAAUCUUAAUUCACGUAUCUGCAAAUUUGACUUUUAUAUUUCUGCGACUUUCUUAUCUUUUCACUUUUCUCUAAACAAACAGAAGUUGUUUUUAAUUUCAAACUAAAUUCAUAAAUUAAAUCCUAAUUGGAAUCUGUGAAACGAAUGAUCAGAUGUUAUGUUUGUUUCUAUUUCUUCUCUCAGCUGCUUUUAUGAUAAAGAAGCUAAUUUAUUUCUGACGUGAACCUCGUGUCAGAUAAAUCAAUGAAACCUUCGAGUCUUUGUGUUUGACCCGAGUGAUGACAAUAAACACAGGACACCAGUUUAUCUCUUUCUUUGUAAAAUAAUUCUCAAUAAACUUAAUUUAUUCACAAA